Molecule: messenger RNA, 2911 nt
Organism: Columba livia (rock pigeon)
Lineage: Eukaryota; Metazoa; Chordata; Aves; Columbiformes; Columbidae
Gene: SF3B2
Product: splicing factor 3b subunit 2
Cellular component (GO): nucleus; U12-type spliceosomal complex
Source: RefSeq, a predicted model, not a curated record
AUGCAAAUUAAUGAGGCUAAAAAAGAGGGCGGUGCCCAGCGCCGAUUGACCGUGGCUGAUUGGCCUUUCGAGAGGCGCAGUCCCCGCCUCUCCGCUUGGAAAGCGGGCGUUGAUUGGCUGCUCGCCCUCCAUUCGCUGAUUGGACGGUCGGGAUACAAUCCCCGCCUCCCCGCUGAGGAACUCAGGGCUUUGAUUGGCAGCUCAUUGGUUGUCCCUGUCGCUGAUUGGUCGGCGGGCUCCCGCGCGGCGGCAGCGGCAAGAUGGCGGAGCGAGCGGAGGCGGCGGCCGGAGCGGGGCCGGGGAACGGGGCCGGUAACGGGCCCGGGGGGGCCGGGGGAGCUGUCCCCGUACUCGGGCUGGGCCCCGGCCGAGCUGCAGGCGACACUGGCCGGGAUCGGAGCCCCCGCGCAGGGGUCUCGGGAGGAGCUGCUGGAGCGGCUGCAGAACUACACGCUGCAGACCAGGAUCGUGUUGAGUCGCCCUGUGCUGCGCCCUGAGGACGGGGACAAGGGGACAGGUGGGGCACCAUUUGGGGACAAGAGCAAAGAGCAGGAGCUGCUGGAGCAGCAGAAACGGGCGGCCGUUCUGCUGGAGCAGGAGCGCCAACAGGAACUGGCCAAACUGGCCCCCCCACUGGCCCGGCCCCCCCCCGAGGGAGCACCCAUGGGUGCCCGUGCCGCCCUGCCCCCCCGCGGUGAGUCACCCCCACCCCCCCCCAUGCCCUUUGUCACCCCCCUGGUGACAUUUGUCUGUAACUGUUCCCUUCUGUCUCCCCCCACAGGCAGCACCCCCAUGGGUGCCCCCCCACCCAUGGGUGCCCCCCGGCCCCGUGGGCCCCCACCACCCCCCGGCGAGGAGAACAGAGAGGUGGGUGCUCCCGGAUGCGGCCCCCGCAUCCCUCAGGCCCUGGAGAAGAUUCUGCAGCUCAAGGAGAGUCGGCAAGAGGAGCUGGUCAGCGGCCCCCCCGCCCCUGCCGAUGACGAGAUGGAGACGGAGCCACGAGUGACCGAGAGCGAAGAUGAGACGGGGGGGGCCAAGAAAGAGCGAACCCGCAAGCGCCGCAACCGCAAGAAGAAGAAGAAGCCGCAGCGGGGGAGGGGCCGCCCCUCCCCCCCCCCCCACCCCAACCCCCACCCAGGGGGACCCCGACCCCCCCCCGGAGUCGAAUACAUCACCGAGGAGCCCCAAAUUUUCGACCCCAAUUUUGUCUUUUUUAAGAGGAUUUUUGAGGCUUUUAAGUUGACAGACGAGGUGAAGAAGGACAAGGAGAAGGAGCCGGACAAAGGGGACAGACCCGAAAGUGCCACCGUCCCCAAGAAGAAGGGACAGGACGAGGGACAACGGGGCAGCGGGGAGGAGAGUGACGAGGAUGAGCAGGAGAAGAAGCCCGAGGUCCCCAAACUGUCCAAGAAGAAGCUGCGGCGCAUGAACCGCUUCACGGUGGCCGAGCUCAAGCAGCUGGUGGCCCGGCCGGACGUGGUGGAGAUGCACGACGUGACGGCGCAGGACCCCAAGCUGCUGGUGCACCUUAAGGCCACCAGGAACAGCGUCCCCGUGCCGCGCCACUGGUGCUUCAAGCGCAAGUACCUGCAGGGCAAGCGCGGCAUCGAGAAGCCGCCCUUCGAGCUGCCCGACUUCAUCAAGAGAACCGGCAUCCAGGAGAUGCGCGAGGCCCUGCAGGAGAAGGAGGAGCAGAAGACCCUCAAGUCCAAGAUGCGGGAGAAGGUCCGGCCCAAGUUGGGCAAGAUCGACAUCGAUUACCAGAAGCUGCACGACGCCUUCUUCAAAUGGCAGAGCAAACCCCGCCUCACCAUCCACGGGGACCUCUACUAUGAGGGGAAGGAGUUUGAGACACGGUUGAAGGAGAAGAAACCGGGAGACCUGUCGGACGAGCUGCGGAUCGCCCUUGGGAUGCCCGUGGGGCCUAACGCACACAAGGUGCCCCCCCCGUGGCUGAUCGCCAUGCAGCGCUAUGGCCCCCCCCCCUCCUACCCCAACCUCAAGAUCCCAGGGCUCAACUCGCCCAUCCCGGAGGGCUGUUCGUUCGGGUACCACGCGGGGGGGUGGGGAAAACCCCCCGUGGACGAGACGGGGAAACCGCUGUAUGGAGACGUCUUCGGCACCAACGCCGCCGAGUUCCAGACCAAGGAGGAGGAGGAGGAGAUCGACCGGACGCCCUGGGGGGAGCUGGAGCCGUCGGACGAGGAAUCGUCGGAGGAGGAAGAGGAGGAGGAGAGCGACGAAGAGAAACCCGACGAGACCGGCUUCAUCACCCCGGCCGACAGCGGUCUGAUCACCCCGGGGGGGUUCUCGUCGGUGCCCGCGGGGAUGGAGACCCCGGAACUCAUCGAGCUGAGGAAGAAGAAGAUCGAGGAGGCCAUGGACGGCAGUGAGACCCCCCAACUGUUCACCGUGGUCCCCGAGAAGCGAACGGCCACUGUGGGGGGGGCCAUGAUGGGCUCCACCCACAUCUACGACAUGUCAGCGGUGCUGGGGCGCAAGGGGCCGGUCCCCGAGGCGCAGGGGGUGGAGGUGGCGCUGGCCCCCGAGGAGCUGGAGCUGGACCCCUCGGCCAUGACGCAGAAGUACGAGGAGCACGUGCGCGAGCAGCAGGCGCAGGUGGAGAAGGAGGACUUCAGCGACAUGGUGGCCGAGCACGCCGCCAAGCAGAAGCAGAAGAAGCGCAAGGCUCAGCCCCAGGACGCCCGGGGGGGCGGGAAGAAAUACAAGGAGUUCAAGUUCUAGCGCGGGGUCACGGCCAAGGUCAAGGUCACCGACUGUCACCCGUCCCCUCUGCCCCCUCCUGUCCCCUCCCCCUCCCCCCCGCACCCGGGGCCGCGGGUUGGGGACAUCGUGCUGUCACCCUCCCCUCCCCCUUGUUUUGUAAAUAAAAGCUGGUGUCCCCACCGCC